Dama dama (fallow deer) is the source of this 3718-nucleotide messenger RNA. RefSeq names its product hyperpolarization activated cyclic nucleotide gated potassium channel 4 (gene HCN4). The transcript has 8 exons. The coding region runs from base 1 to 3603 and encodes 1200 amino acids. Lineage: Eukaryota; Metazoa; Chordata; Mammalia; Artiodactyla; Cervidae. Gene Ontology annotation, cellular component: membrane. Gene Ontology annotation, biological process: potassium ion transport; transmembrane transport. Gene Ontology annotation, molecular function: voltage-gated potassium channel activity. The record is from RefSeq and is a predicted model, not a curated record.
AUGGACAAGCUGCCGCCGUCCAUGCGCAAGCGACUCUACAGCCUUCCGCAGCAGGUGGGGGCCAAGGCGUGGAUCAUGGACGAGGAAGAGGACGCCGAGGAGGAGGGGGCUGGGGGCCGCCAGGACCCCAGCCGCAGGAGCAUCCGGCUGCGGCCGCUGCCUUCGCCUUCACCCUCGGCUGCCGCGGGCGGCACGGAGCCCCGGGGCGCGGCCCACGGGGCGGCAGACGGCGAGGGGUCAGCCCGCGGCGCGGGCAAGUCCAGCACAAACGGCGACUGCAGGCGCUUCCGCGGGAGCCUGGCAUCGCUCGGCAGCCGGGGCGGCGGCGGCGCGGGAGCGGGGGGCGGCAGCAGUCACGGGCACCUGCAUGACUCCGUGGAGGAGCGGCGGCUCAUCGCCGAGGGUGACGCGUCCCCCGGUGAGGACAGGACGCCCCCGGGCCUGGCGGCAGAACCCGAGCGCUCCGGCGCCUCGGCGCAACCUGCAGCCUCGCCGCCGCCGCCGCCCCAGCAGCCGCCGCAGCCGGUCCCCGCCUCCUGCGAGCAGCCCUCGGUGGACACCGCGAUCAAAGUAGAGGGAGGCGCGGCCGCUGGAGACCAGAUCCUCCCUGAGGCCGAGGUGCGCCUGGGCCAGGCCGGCUUCAUGCAGCGCCAGUUCGGGGCCAUGCUCCAGCCCGGGGUCAACAAAUUCUCCCUGAGAAUGUUCGGCAGCCAGAAGGCGGUAGAACGCGAGCAGGAGAGGGUUAAGUCGGCCGGGUUUUGGAUUAUCCACCCCUACAGCGACUUCAGAUUUUACUGGGACCUGACCAUGCUGCUGCUGAUGGUAGGAAACCUGAUCAUCAUUCCCGUGGGCAUCACCUUCUUCAAGGAUGAGAACACCACACCAUGGAUUGUCUUCAAUGUGGUGUCGGACACGUUCUUCCUCAUCGACUUGGUCCUCAACUUCCGCACAGGGAUCGUGGUGGAGGACAACACAGAGAUCAUCCUCGACCCGCAGAGGAUUAAGAUGAAGUACCUCAAGAGCUGGUUCGUGGUGGAUUUCAUCUCCUCCAUCCCUGUGGACUACAUCUUCCUCAUUGUGGAGACACGUAUCGACUCGGAGGUCUACAAGACUGCCCGGGCCCUGCGCAUUGUCCGUUUCACCAAGAUCCUCAGCCUCCUGCGCCUCUUGCGUCUCUCCCGCCUCAUUCGAUAUAUUCACCAGUGGGAAGAGAUCUUUCACAUGACCUACGACCUGGCGAGUGCCGUGGUGCGUAUCGUCAACCUCAUUGGCAUGAUGCUCCUGCUCUGCCACUGGGAUGGCUGUCUGCAGUUCCUGGUGCCCAUGCUGCAGGACUUCCCCGACGACUGCUGGGUGUCCAUCAACAACAUGGUGAACAACUCCUGGGGGAAGCAGUACUCCUACGCCCUCUUCAAGGCCAUGAGCCACAUGCUGUGCAUCGGGUAUGGCCGGCAGGCCCCGGUGGGCAUGUCGGACGUCUGGCUCACCAUGCUCAGCAUGAUUGUGGGUGCCACCUGCUACGCCAUGUUCAUCGGCCAUGCCACCGCCCUCAUCCAGUCCCUGGACUCCUCCCGGCGCCAGUACCAGGAGAAGUACAAGCAGGUGGAGCAGUACAUGUCCUUCCACAAGCUCCCGCCUGACACCCGGCAGCGCAUCCAUGACUACUACGAGCACCGCUACCAGGGCAAGAUGUUCGACGAGGAGAGCAUCCUGGGCGAGCUGAGCGAGCCACUGCGGGAGGAGAUCAUCAACUUUAACUGCAGAAAGCUGGUGGCCUCCAUGCCGCUGUUUGCCAACGCGGAUCCCAACUUUGUGACCUCCAUGCUGACCAAGCUGCGCUUCGAGGUCUUCCAGCCUGGGGACUACAUCAUUCGGGAAGGCACCAUUGGCAAGAAGAUGUACUUCAUUCAGCACGGGGUGGUCAGCGUGCUCACCAAGGGCAACAAGGAGACCAAGCUGGCGGAUGGCUCUUAUUUUGGAGAAAUCUGCCUGCUGACGCGGGGCCGGCGCACAGCCAGCGUGAGGGCUGACACCUACUGCCGCCUCUACUCGCUGAGCGUGGACAACUUCAAUGAGGUGCUGGAGGAGUACCCCAUGAUGCGGCGGGCCUUCGAGACGGUGGCGCUGGACCGCCUGGACCGCAUCGGCAAGAAAAACUCCAUCCUCCUCCACAAAGUCCAGCACGACCUCAACUCAGGCGUCUUCAACUACCAGGAGAACGAGAUCAUCCAGCAGAUCGUGCAGCACGACAGGGAGAUGGCGCACUGCGCGCACCGCGUCCAGGCCGCCGCCUCCGCCACGCCGACCCCCACACCGGUCAUCUGGACCCCGCUGAUCCAGGCGCCGCUGCAGGCCGCUGCGGCCACCACUUCGGUGGCCAUCGCCCUCACCCACCACCCGCGCCUGCCGGCUGCCAUCUUCCGGCCUCCCCCGGGGCCCGGGCUCGGCGGCCUCGGGGCCGGGCAGACGCCCCGGCACCUGAAGCGGCUUCAGUCUCUGAUCCCAUCGGCGCUGGGCUCCGCCUCGCCCGCCAGCAGCCCAUCCCAGGUGGACACGCCGUCUUCCUCCUCCUUUCACAUCCAACAACUGGCUGGAUUCUCCGCGCCGGCCGGUCUGAGCCCGCUCCUCCCCUCGUCCAGCUCCUCCCCGCCGCCAGGGGUCGGCGGCUCCUCCCCGGCGCCCACGCCUUCCACCGCCGCGGCCGCCGCCACCGCAGGGUUCGGCCACUUCCACAAGGCGCUGGGGGGCUCCCUGUCCUCGUCCGACUCGCCCCUGCUCACCCCGCUGCAGCCGGGCGCCCGCUCCCCGCAGGCCAGCCAGCCGCCGCCCCCGCUGCCGGGGGCCCGGGGAGGCCUGGGACUCGCGGAGCCCUUCCUGCCGCCCCCGCCCUCGGCCAGGUCCCCGUCGUCCAGCCCCGGGCAGCUGGGCCAGCCUCCCGGGGAGCUGUCCCCCGGGCUGGCCGCCGGCCCGCCGGGUACGCCAGAGACACCCCCGCGGCAGCCUGAGCGGCUGUCCUUGGCGGCAGGGGCCUCAGGGGGGGCUUCUCCUGUCGCCUUCACCCCCCGAGGGGGGCCCAGCCCUCCUGGCCACAGCCCGGGCCCUCCAAGAACUUUCCCAAGUGCCCCGCCCCGGGCCUCCGGCUCCCACGGCUCCCUGCUCCUGCCCCCUGCAUCCAGCCCCCCGCCGCCCCAGGUCCCCCAGCGCCGGGGCACGCCACCCCUCACCCCCGGCCGCCUGACCCAGGACCUCAAGCUCAUCUCAGCCUCUCAGCCGGCCCUCCCCCAGGACGGGGCGCAGACUCUCCGCAGAGCCUCCCCGCACUCCUCUGGGGAGUCGGUGGCAGCCUUCCCGCUCUUUCCCAGAGGUGGGGGCGGCAGCGGGGGCAGCGGGGGCCUCGGUCUCCCCGGGAGGCCCUAUGGUGCCGUCCCUGGCCAGCACGUCACUCUGCCUCGGAAGACAUCCUCAGGUUCUUUGCCACCCCCUCUUUCUUUAUUUGGGGCAAGAGCCACCUCUUCUGGGGGGCCCCCUCUGACUGCUGCUCCCCAGAGGGAACCUGGGGCCAGGUCUGAGCCGGUGCGCUCCAAACUGCCGUCCAAUCUAUGAGCUGCGUCCCCUCCCUUCUCCUCUCUUUUUUUUCUUUUUCUCCCUUCUUUCUUCCUUCAGGUUUAACUGUGAUUAGGAGAUAUACCAAUAACAAUAAUAAUUAUCAUUAAAAAAA